Oikopleura dioica is the source of this 1203-nucleotide messenger RNA. NCBI's taxonomy places the organism in Eukaryota, Metazoa, Chordata, Appendicularia, Copelata, Oikopleuridae. The record is from the annotation of a GenBank genome assembly.
AUGUCGGACGAAGAACCAGAACAGAUCAGAAAAUUAUUUAUCGGUGGCCUUAGCUACAACACUACUGAGGAUAGCUUGUCAAACUUUUUCUCGAAAUGGGGCAAGCUGACGGACUGCGUGGUAAUGCAGGAUCCCGCGACGAAGCGAUCACGUGGCUUCGGCUUCGUCACUUUCGAAAAAGCUCAGAUGGUGGACGACUGCAUGUCAAACCGGCCGCACAAGUUGGAUGGCCGCGAAGUCGAGGCCAAGCGCGCCGUUUCUAGGGAAGAAAGCCACCGACCAGGAAUUCACAAGAGCGUCAAAAGAAUGUUCAUGGGCGGCAUCAAGGAAAACGUCACCGUCGAGGACGUCACGGAAUACUUUGAAAAGUAUGGUAAGGUAGAAAGCGUGGAACUGCUGCAGGACAAGGCCUCCGGGAAGAAGCGAGGCUUCGGUUUUGUCAAUUUUGACGACUACGAUGUGGUGGAUAAGAUUGUUCAAACCCGACGUCACGUGAUCAGCGGAGUGUCGAUCGAGGUGUCGAAGGCAUUUUCGAAGGAAGACCAAACGCGAAAGGCAUUCGUCAAUGGUAACAACGGUUACUACGGCUACGAUGCUUUCGCAUGGGCUGGCGGCUUCAGAGGAGGUGCUACUGGUGGAAACGGCGGCAGGCCUGGAAACGGCGUUCCUGCUGUUCGCGGUCGGCCAAAUGGAAGAAGACCGAUGAUGAAUCCACGAAAUGGUCACGUGGAUCACACGGUUUGGUACUCGCCGGCUGGUGCUCGAGGUGGCGCCCACUUCGCACCAGACGGCCGUGGAGCUGGUGGCUACGCGGGCUACAACGGCUACCACUAUCCCCCUCAUGCUUACUGGGGACCCGAUGGUACUUACGGAGCGCACUACCAACAGUGGGGAGCCACUGGUGGCUGGAUGGGAAACGGAAUCGUCGAGCAGCAAGCUCCUGAAAAGGUUAACCGCCGUGGUCGAGGCCGCGGACGGGGCCGAGGAAAGGCACGACUAGACAAGCAGAAUAAUAACAACGGCACCACCGGCCAGAGCAGUAGCAACAGUAACAGUCAAAGCAGACGCUCGCCGAACAACAACAACAACGGCGGCGCCAGCAAGGGAGCCCAACAGACCUGGCCCGACAUGGUUUCUGGUCCUGGAAACACGGCGACCCCGGCAGUCGCCCCAGUCUACAACCACGUCCCUCCAGUCGUCUAA